AUGAAGAAGAAACUUGAUACUCGUUUCCCUGCUGGGAGGAUUAAGAAAAUUAUGCAAGCUGAUGAAGAUAUAGGGAAGAUUGCAAUGGCUGUGCCUCUUCUAGUUUCUAAGGCCCUAGAACUAUUUCUGCAAGAUUUGUGUGAUAGGACAUAUGAUGUAACACUUAGGAGGGGAGCGAAGACUAUGAAUGCUUUUCAUUUAAAACAGUGCGUACAAUCUUUUAAUAUUUUCGAUUUUCUGAAUGAUAUUGUGAGCAAGGUUCCUGAUUUAGGCGGUUCUGUUGCAACUGGCGACGACCAAACUGUCACUAAGAGGAGGAAAGUUGCUGAAGAUGAUGAUAAUGACAGCGACGAAGAGACCAAGAGAAAUAAAAUGCCAGAAUCUGCACAUACCAGUGGAAGAGGAAAAGGUAGGGGUAGAGGUAGGGGUCGUGGCCGUGGUCGUGGAAAUAAAACUGUUGAUCAAGAGAUCUGUUCACAUGUCAAGUUUGAAGAUGAUUCUGAAGCACUGAAGCAAAAUGGCAACCACACUCAAAGUAAUGAAAGCUCGAAAAAUGUGCCAGAACCCGAGGAAGUUAAGCUGAGUUCACCAGUUAGACAACCCGAAGAAGUAAAGCCAAGUUCACCAGUUAGACAACCCGAGGAAGUACAGCAGAGUUCACCAGUCAGAAAACCCGCCGUCGUUCGAAAUUUCGAUUUAAAUUUAGAGCCAGACGAGAACAUGGAUUUCUUAUCCUCUCCAACUCCUGUCCCAACUUGUUCGCGGCCUAUAGACUCAACUUCUGAAGAGAAGAUUGAGGAAUACCCUGGAUGGUCCUUAUCUGAUAUGGAAAAAAUGGCUAUUGAUCCCAUACAACUAGCCAGCUUAAAUAAUAGGAUUGAUGAAGAUAUGGAAGAUUAUGAUGAAGAAGCGUAG
Messenger RNA from Lathyrus sativus (Indian pea), 915 nucleotides. The record is from the annotation of a GenBank genome assembly. Lineage: Eukaryota; Viridiplantae; Streptophyta; Magnoliopsida; Fabales; Fabaceae.